Messenger RNA from Peronospora belbahrii, 2328 nucleotides. The record is from the annotation of a GenBank genome assembly. Lineage: Eukaryota; Oomycota; Peronosporomycetes; Peronosporales; Peronosporaceae.
AUGAAGCGUGUCGUCGGUACGCGCAAUCAAGAGGUAACAGAUGCACAAGGACGUCGACGCUUCCAUGGUGCCUUUACUGGUGGUUUCUCUGCUGGAUAUUACAAUUCUGUAGGCAGUGAAGAAGGAUGGAAACCUCAGACAUUUUUAUCUUCUCGUAACAAUCGAUCGUCGAGAGUUGAGCAGCGUCCUGAGGAUUUUAUGGACGAGGAAGACGAUCCACUACUGGGCAAACGACUGGAGACCUCUGAGCAGUAUGAUACACUGAAAACGGGGUAUAAACGACGACUGCAACAGCAGCAGCAGCAUCAACCAAACCAUUCUGGAGCUACUUCUAUUCCAGGGUUUACACUGCCUGAUGACUGGGUCUUGCCGGUCAAUGACUCUAUUGGAGUCAAACUGUUGAAACAAAUGGGCUGGAAAGAAGGACACGGCAUUGGACAACGUGUACGAAGACACAAGAUAAAUGAAGAAGAGAAGGAUGGGUCUAUGCACGAUGCUGAGGAAGAUAAAGCGCAAUUACAGCUACAAGAUGAUGCUGGAGAGGAGGUGUAUGUACCCCCUCGAAAGGUAUUUGACGUGCAGAAAGUCUUUCCAAAGCCCAAGUUAGAUUGGUAUGGAGCUGGUUUUGAUCCGUAUGCGGACGCGCCUGAGUUUUCAGUGUACAAACAGCAACAGGAAAAGGAGAAAGAAGGGUCUUAUUGCAAAGGAGUGUCGUUUCUGGACGCAUUGAAUUCUUCGAACGGCAGCAAUUGUGUGACAAAUGGCUAUGGUCUAAGUGCACUGGAAGAAAAUGAUGAUGUGGAUGUGUAUGGUACCGUUUCAAUGGCUGAAUUUGAUCGAGCAAUUGCUCCAUUGGGAUCGAAGCAUAAUAUUCAGCGAAUUGGUUCGUCAGUACAAUCGUCUCAUGGGCAGGAGAAGACAAGUCGUAGCAGAGCAUUGUGCUCCGAUGGACGUUCUGCGCUUCCUGGCUUUGAGCUGGCGGUGUCUAAAGAGAAAGCACCAAAGGUCGUUAACAUGCGGCUUGCUGUCCCUCCAAGUUAUACUGCAUGUCACCGCUUCGAUGAGGAUGAAGGUCACGGUGAUGCUGUGACAGCCUUGUAUCGCAAGUUUAACUUCUUGACAGACAAGAGUAGCAACGGGACGUUAGUAACGGUGGCGCAGAGAGGUGCUGUACUCAAAGACAAAAGCACCGAUAAAGUUAGGUUAGGUGCUGGUGAAGUUGCGAGAUCAGCUGGAAGUGUAUUCGACUUGCUUGGCGAAGAUCAGAGAGCAAAACUUUUUGAUGCUGCAAAGCAAGCAAAACAGGGGCUACUUCCAUCGCGCAUAAUACCAACUGGUAUAGCUGAAGAGCCAGCUAUACCGAAAGACCGGCAGCCCUUAGUAUGUGGGAAUGACGGCGACCAGUUUCGAGCUACAAUCUCUGCCUCCAUCGCAAAGAGAUUUGUGUCGUCAAAAUCACCGCUGGACAAUGGUAAAAGCAAUAUUGCUGCAAAUGAUGUCCCGCAUGCAAAUGUGUCACGCCGUUCUCAAGGCAUGUGGAUUCCCAAAUCAUUAUUAUGCAAGCGCUUUCACGUGAAGUGUUUGGGGCCAACUGUAUCCAACGGAAAAGAUGACGAAAACGACAAGAAGCUUGACUUGUUCGAUAAGGAACUAGUUCCACAUUUGAUGGAAUACGCUGCUGACCGAGCUGCCCAGAAACGGUCAGGCGUUAAUCUUAGUGAGACCACCAAGUACAGCGAAGGUGAUAAGGCCGAAGGUGACGAAACUGUAGCUCUGCCAGCAUUGCCUGCAGUUGUGAAGAGCUCUGCCAGUCUACUUCAAUCUAUUUUUGAGCCUUCGGACGAAUCGGAUUUGAGUCGAGACAGCAGCGAAGACGGAAGUGACGAUGACGUUAGCGACAUAGAGAGUAAAGAAAUGCCAAGCUUGAGCAAACAGGAGUUUUCAAGUGGUGGAGAUGCUGGAGAGUUCAUGCAUUACGCUGCUGUGGGAGAUCAAGAAGAGUCGAUUUUAUCAGACGAUGACGCGAGCGUUCUUAUUUCCGAUGCUCCUUCUGGACGUGUCAAUGAACAAGUAGACCGACUAAAGAAGCGGUCUCAUAGUGUUGGUGUUGGUCGAGAUGCGAAAAGGGAAGAAAAGAAAGAAAAGCGAAAACACAAAAAGCAUAAGAAACACCACAAACACCGCUCGUCGCGCGAUAGCAAGGAGAAGCAAAAGGUUGCACGAGAUCGCAAGUCGAACAAACACCGCUCGUCAAGGCACUCCAAGCGAAGUCGUAGUGCAAUACGAAGUCCUAGUCACCGUCGCAGCUCCGUCAGACGGAACGAAUAA